AUGCCGGGAACGGGGGCACCGCCUUUCUCUGCCACCAAGUACACCGAGCGAGAGGAAGUGGUAAGCUGCAAGCCUCCGCAGAGCGAGCCUGGCGACAUGCUCCCGCUUCCUGCCCCGCCGGGUACGAGCAGCGUCCCUCUCACGGUCAAAUUUAAAGUACGCCAUGCCGAACGCUCCAGUGUCCACAGCGUCCCAAAAGCAGUUAUUGACAGAAAGUUCCCUUUGUCAACGAACCCAUGCUACAAGAUCACCACUGUGUUCAGCCACGCUCAGACAGUAGUUCUGUGUGUAGGGUGCUCAACUGUCCUGUGCCAGCCUACUGGGGGGAAAGCCAGGCUCACAGAAGGCUGUUCGUUUAGAAGAAAGCAACACUGAACACUUCAGCAUGUGGCUUUGGAUCCGUGUUCCUGAAUGCCUUACCAGUUUAAAAAUGCCUAUUAAUACAACAACGUAAUUAUGAUUGAUUUUGUAAAAAUUACGUGCUACUCGUGACUAAUGAGCUGGAAUCUCUUUUUCAAUAAAUGAUUUGAAG
Opisthocomus hoazin is the source of this 532-nucleotide messenger RNA. The record is from RefSeq and is a predicted model, not a curated record. NCBI's taxonomy places the organism in Eukaryota, Metazoa, Chordata, Aves, Opisthocomiformes, Opisthocomidae.